Molecule: messenger RNA, 3949 nt
Organism: Amoebophrya sp. A25
Lineage: Eukaryota; Dinophyceae; Syndiniales; Amoebophryaceae
Source: the annotation of a GenBank genome assembly
CGGAAUUCUACAUUCAAGCAGGGUCCUGUGCUCUAGACGUUCAAGUAGUUCCACGAUAUUUGAUUUUGUCGUUGAGUCUGUCUGCUAUGAUAGCGUACCCAAUGAGUUCCCGUUCGUUCUUACUGCAACACCAAGCUUGAUGAGUGUGACCUAGGUUUAGCACAUUCUUUGGAAAACAACACAGCCAGCAGGAUGUUUGCGUCGUUGCUGGUUCUCCUUGUGCGCGCGCUCGAGAAGUACCCUAUCUUUCUGAUAUCCUGUUGCGCUGUGUUGCCAUAUUUCCGCUGCCUUUUCUACAGCGAGUGGUACAUCGACGAGCUCUUCGCCAUCGUCCGCAACGAGGAUGCGAAAAACGAGAGCAGUUGGUAUGGCGUUUUUUCGCACGAUUUCUGGGGCAACCCUUUGUGGGCGAAGGGUGGCUGGACGCACAAAAGUUACCGACCCUUGACGGUGCUGUCCUAUUGUCUGGAGUUCUUUGUCAUUGGCGACAUUAAGCCGCAGCCGCUGCGAGCGUUCUCAAUAUGCCUGCAUUGGUUCAACUCGCUUAUGCUCUACUUUGUGGCGUGGAAAUUUUAUGCUGUGAAGGCGCGCGAUGUUGUGCGCUCACUGAAGGACCUACGGCAACUGACCACAGCGUCGGGGGACAUAACACAGAGCAAGGCGGACACGAAGCUGCUAGAGGUCAUUGAGCCAUUCGAGUGCAGACCGCGAGCAGGAUUGAAGAAAUUCCUCCUGUGGGACAACAUACCAGUCCAAAUGCCUAAUGCGUGGAGCGUUACUCUAGCUUGUUGCCUCUUUGCCGCCCACCCAGUGCAUGUCGAGAACGUUGUCUAUCUCGUCGGGCGAGCGGACAUGAUGGCGACCGGAAUAUGGUAUCAUCCUCCACUGGCGCGUUUACUCAUACACUCCAGCAAGCUUCUCUCGUUCCUGAAAUUCACACUGCUUAAAUUUUGCUGGUAGUAGAGCAAGCUAGCGAACUAAGUAGUGCAAGGGCUGUGUGUACUGUGUUGUAUUGGCUAUAAUUACGUUGACGCAUCAAGGCGCAUGAGGUCUAUUUCUAACAGUUGUAUCUUUGUUUGUUACAAGAACUGUUUCCGCUUACUCUCAGGUGUCUCGUUUUCUACGUCUAUCUGGAGAGCAACAGUUUGGCUCUUUUUCCAUUGCAUGCCUUUCUCUGCAUUGUAGCUGGAUUGUGCAAAGAGAGCGGUUUUAUGGUGAUCCCUUUUUUGGUGACCGUCGAGGUGACGCGACCCCGGAAGAGCAUUUUGAUUGGCAUGCUUUUCUUAGCCAUGUUUCUCUGCAUUUUCGGCCUUCGUAGCUACGUCACCGGUGGAACCUCUGCCGGCUUUUCCUUCGUGGAUACACCAGUACAGUACAGCGGGAGCUUACUCACAAGGACCCUCACAUACAUGUAUCAGCAUGCUUUCUACUGGAAACUCAUCAUUAUGCCGUGGCAUCUAUCAUGGGACUACAGCUACGAUACGAUACCGCUUUUGAAAAGUCAUUUUGACGACUACCGGACGCUUCUGAUCGCGGCUGUCUAUUUGCAUGUUGUGUCUCUUGUGGCAUAUUUCAGUCAACAACUCAGCGGCAAAGGAAACAGCAGGCGGAAAUCGCACAUGGGUCUGGUCGGUCUCUUCUGGGUCAUUGUGCCUUUUCUGCCGGCUAGUAACUUAUUCUUCGUCGUCGGCGUCACGGUCGGGGAGCGGCUGCUCUAUUGCAGCACCUGCGGACUGGUAUUCUUCGUGCCAGCCAUCAUCAAUUACCUCUUCUCGGUCGAGACACAGAUCGACCUUCCAAAUCGCAAGGAGACGAGUCUUAGCGGCAAAUACAAUCUACUAGAGGAUCGCUACGCCUCCGAAUUAUCCAGCUUAAAACUGCGCCUGGCGUCAAACAACUUGCUGGAGGGUGGGAUCCCCUCCGCAGCUUUGGACGCGAAGCUUGCGAGUGACGUGAAAUCAGAUGGUGGCUCCAGCAGCACGUCUUCAAGCAGUAGUGGCGCAAAAGCCCGGAAAAGGUCGCGCAGUCGGGGAAAAUCGCCCAAGGGUGGUAAAGCAGCUGCGUUUGCGGAGUUAUCGGAAGAAAACCUGAGAAAUCGGAAUGCGACAGCACUCGCAGAGCAGCAGGAGCAAGCGAAGACAUUACCACGAGGAACUCUCGGGGGCCCCCUUGCACUGCUCGGCUCCACUUCCCUUGACGGAACCACGGUCAGCGUGGCAAUAGAUUUGUGUACCGCUCUGCGAGGCGGGAAAAGCUCUAGUCCUGCUGUUCUCAACGCAGAGGAUGAAAACGCUGAAGGAUCACGAGGACGAGAAGACCGGGAAGACUCAACCCCAACUGCUUCGAGAAGUCGUAGUGCUAAACUUGAGGACGAUAUUAUAGAUAACUUGGGCCGUGGCACUAGCUUUUUACUGGGUUCUAUCUUUGUUGCGUGCCUAGGGUGGCUCACCAUAUUCGUAGUGAAUUGCACACUCCGCGUAGGGCACUGGCAAAAUCGUGAGGUGCUGUUUGAGGUAGACACCGCCGCUUGGCCAAGGAGUUUGAAGAGCCAUCAUCAGCUUGGAACUGUGUAUCAUCGGGAAAACCGCUGGGAAGAGGCGCUGCACCACUACAACAUGUCACUGUCACUUCAUGAUGACAAUGCGUUAACGGACUACUGUAUUGCACAAAUUUAUAUCGAGACGUCGAGAUUCGAACUCGCGAUACCGCGAUUCGAAAAAAUUAUGCAGGGACAUGGGAUAGGGUUCGCUGGCUACAACACGUUUGCGCUCUUCGCGGAUUACGGGUUCACACUUGUGAUCCUGAAACGGUACACUUCAACUUCAUUACUUUAUUGCAGAGUUGAUGAUCUGCUGUUUGUGUGUGAUGAAGCAUUCGUGGUUACUUUAUUACGCCACUACAAAAUGAUGGUCUUGUUUUUUAGCAGGUACGAGGAAGCUGUAAAUGCCUUGGAACAUGGUUUGAAGAUUAACGCUGACCUACCACAUGCGUGGAAUGCCCUAGGGGUAGCCUUUGGGCAUAUGGACAUGCUGCAGGAGUCGCAAGACGCCUUCGCAAAUGGUCUCAAAUGGGAAGCGGAUCAGCCUUUUCUCUGGAACAAUCUGGCCGCCAUCUGGAUGCGGGCGGGUGCUUUUGAGCAGGCACAAAUGGGUAGCCUUAAUACUGGUGUCAGUAUGAUGAUUAUCUUCGAUAGAGGGUGUAAAAAUCUUGCCAAUCAACAAGGAAAAGAUUUUCAUUUUUGCAUGAGUCAACUUAAAGCUGCUGUUAUCAUAGAAGACAGUCUGCAACUGCACCUACAACUACAACUUUUGCAAGGUCACUUUCUUCUGUAAUCUAUCCAGGUGUGAUGAAAGCCCUCGAGGCGGAACCGGAGAACCCCGUUUUUCUCUUCAACAUGCAGCUCCUACAGUUCAUUGCUAAUGGGCAACCGGAGGUGCUAAACGAACACAAGCCACGCAUGGAGAUGUUUUACAACAGAAUGAACUAGAAGUAGUGAAAAAGGACUACUCCAUUUCAACUUGUUCAGCUAACCAAUGGAUUGACACGCACCAGCACUGGGUUGAGAAUAUAGUUACAAGAUCUUCAUCUGAUGUUAACUGAUUACGAACCCUGUUGAUACGGACUAAUGACAUAAUAUAGUACCAAGACGAACUACGACAUUUAUUUGAAGACGUUUCCUGCAUGCACACACACCUCUGUUACCACGUAAGCAACGCGAUUAGAAUUCGUAAGUUUGGGCCAUGACCCGGAUUCCAGCCACGUGGUGGACUUGUAGAGAAGUAGGCAACAAAACAAGAAAAACCUACUUGGUAUGCUGAGGCAUCUGAAUAACCUUACGGAAAGCGGUUUUGUGUGGUACCGGAUGUGGAAGCGAUCUCAGGGCGUCGCUUCAAAGACAAUGUGAGUACUAGACAAGCGGUGCGCUGCGGGCGUGUGCCCUUGGGAGUGC